This is a messenger RNA of Megalops cyprinoides (Indo-Pacific tarpon), 3266 nucleotides long. Its product is annotated as solute carrier family 12 member 1-like. NCBI's taxonomy places the organism in Eukaryota, Metazoa, Chordata, Actinopteri, Elopiformes, Megalopidae. Gene Ontology annotation, biological process: sodium ion transmembrane transport; chloride transmembrane transport; chloride ion homeostasis. The record is from RefSeq and is a predicted model, not a curated record. Bases 1 to 3114 code for a protein of 1037 amino acids. The transcript is spliced from 27 exons. Gene Ontology annotation, molecular function: sodium:potassium:chloride symporter activity. Gene Ontology annotation, cellular component: membrane.
AUGGAGAAGAACACUUCAGGUGGGGGUGAGAAUGUGAAUCAGGCUUAUGACACAGUCGGCGACGAUCCACCCCACUAUGAGGAGACAUCCUUCUCAGGAACAACCGGAACUGGGGGAGACCACAGGGAGAUGCGGCCCUCUGUAGCCAGCGCCUUUGGUCACAAUACUCUGGACCGGGUGCCGCGCAUCGAGUACUACCGCAACGUGGGCAGCGUCAGUGGGCACAGGGCUGUGAGACCCUCCCUGCAGGAGCUCCAUGAUGUCUUCCAGAAGAAUGAUGGUGUUGCAGACACAGCAGACAGGGUGGCGGGCAGUGAUGGAAGCCACUCAGAGGAUGUGGAGUCCAUCCCUCCACAGGAGAAAGGCGGGGUUGUCAAGUUUGGCUGGAUCAAGGGGGUGCUGGUGAGGUGCAUGCUGAAUAUCUGGGGAGUGAUGCUGUUCAUUCGUCUCUCCUGGGUGUUUGGUCAGGCUGGUAUUGGUCUGGGAAUCGUGGUCAUUGUUCUGAGUGUGGUGGUCACCACCAUCACAGGUCUCUCCAUGUCUGCCAUCUGCACCAAUGGAGUGGUGCGGGGAGGAGGAGCAUAUUACCUGAUCUCCCGUAGUCUUGGACCCGAGUUUGGCGGCUCCAUUGGCCUGAUCUUUGCCUUCGCCAACGCAGUGGCCGUGGCCAUGUAUGUGGUGGGCUUCGCUGAGACAGUCGUGCAACUGCUGAAGGAGAAUAACGCCAUCAUGGUGGACGAGGUGAAUGACAUCAGAAUCAUUGGCUGCAUCACAGUGGUUAUACUAUUGGGGAUUUCAGUAGCCGGCAUGGAGUGGGAAGCUAAGGCCCAGCUCAUCUUGCUGGUUAUCCUGCUGGUGGCCAUCGUAAACGUCUUCGUGGGAACAUUCAUCCCAGCCACAGAGGACAAGAAAUCCAAAGGCUUCUUCAAUUACCAAAUGUCCAUUUUCACUGAAAACUUUACACCAGACUUUAGAGAUGGGGAGACAUUUUUCUCCGUCUUUGCGAUCUUCUUUCCUGCUGCAACGGGGAUCCUGGCUGGUGCAAACAUCUCUGGGGAUUUGAAGGAUGCCCAGGCUGCCAUCCCCAAAGGGACCCUGCUGGCCAUCUUAAUCACAGGGGUGACCUACCUGGCUGUGGCACUCUGUGUCUCCUCCACAGUAGUACGUGAUGCAACCGGCAACCACAAUGACACCAUCACUCCAGGAACAAUCUGCAAAGGUUCAGUUGCGUGUGAGCUCGGUUAUGAUUUCUCAUCCUGUGCAACUGAGGACUGCAGAUUUGGCCUUAUGAACGAUUUCCAGGUCAUGACAAUGCUGUCUGGGUUUGGGCCUCUGAUUACAGCUGGGACAUUUUCUGCCACCCUCUCAUCAGCUUUGGCCUCUCUCGUUAGCGCGCCCAAAGUCUUCCAGGCACUGUGCAAAGACAACAUCUACAAAGCACUGCACUUCUUUGCCAAGGGCCAUGGCAAAAACAACGAACCAAUCCGAGGCUACAUCCUCACCUUCAUCAUUGCUGUGGCCUUCAUUCUCAUAGCUCAACUCAACGUGAUUGCCCCAAUCAUUUCCAACUUCUUCCUGGCAUCCUACGCCCUCAUCAACUUUUCUUGCUUCCAUGCUUCCUACGCCAAAUCACCAGGAUGGAGGCCCGCAUACAGAUUCUACAACAUGUGGCUGUCUCUGUUUGGAGCAGUGCUGUGCUGCGCUGUGAUGUUUGUCAUUAACUGGUGGGCAGCUCUGAUCACAUACAUCCUUGAGAUCUUCCUUUAUGUCUACGUCACAGUGAAGAAACCAGAUGUAAACUGGGGAUCCUCCACCCAAGCUGUGACAUUUGUCAAUGCUGUGAACAACACCCUGACUUUGAGUGCAGUGGGUGACCAUGUGAAGAACUUCAGGCCCCAGUGUCUCGUGCUAACUGGAGCUCCUAAGAGUAGGCCAGCACUCCUUGACAUUGCACACUCCUUCACCAAGAACUAUGGACUGUGCAUCACCUGCCAGGUGUUUGUGGGCCCACGACCCGAGACCAUGAUGGAGAUGAACGCUAGCAUGGAGAGGAACCAAAUGUGGCUCCAAAAGAAGAAACGCAAGGCUUUCUAUGCAGCAGUCACCUGCAACAGCUUCAGGGAGGGAGCUGAGAGCCUCCUGCAGGCCUCAGGUAUUGGUCGACUGAAGCCAAAUACACUGGUGCUGGGAUUUAAGAGAGAUUGGCAGAGUGCAGAGGUGGAGGACGUUCAGAGCUACGUUGGUGUAUUGCACGAUACAUUUGACUUUGAGUACGGUGCAGUGAUGCUCAGGAUUGACGAGGGACUUGACGUCUCACACAUCGUCCAGGCGCAAGAGGAUAUGGAAAGAAUGGCCUCAGAGCAGCUAGCACUGGAGAGCGAGGAAAAUGGUGGGAAGGGGAUGUUCAAGAAGUCCAGGAAACACUCCAAGCAAGUGCUGACCAGAGCCAAAAAUUUGUCUGUCCAUGUUCCCCAGUCUGCUGAGGAUGUUAAGGUGACCCAAAAGCUACAGGAGGCCAGCACUCAGUUCCAAAAGAAACAGAGAAAAGGCACCAUUGAUGUGUGGUGGCUCUUUGAUGAUGGAGGUCUGACUUUACUGAUCCCCUACAUCUUGACCACACGGAAAAAGUGGAAGGACUGCAAGAUGAGGAUCUUCAUCGCAGGAGAACCUGGCCGCAUUGAACAAGACAAAGCAGAGAUGCAAUCCCUUCUGGAGAAAUUCAGAAUCAAAUGUGUGGACAUCAAUGUCAUCGAUGACCUACAUACUAAACCCAAGUCAGAAAAUUGGAAGGCCUUCAAGGACAUGAUCAAGCCUUUCCGCCUCCAUGAGGGGUCAGAGAUGGGCAGCACACAGAGGAAGGACAGCUCCUGGAAGAUCACUGACUCAGAACUGGAGAUGUUUGAGGAAAAGACAUCCCUCCAAGUCCGCCUAAAUGAACUACUCCAACAGAACUCAAAAAUGGCUAACCUUAUCAUUGUGAGCAUGCCAAUUGCGAGAAAGGGCUCUGUCUCUGACCACCUCUACAUGGCCUGGCUGGAUGCCCUUACAAAGAACCUUCCACCCACCCUACUCAUCAGAGGGAACCACAAGAGCGUGCUCACAUUCUACUCUUGAGCGACAUAUAACCAAGUACCCAGUCAAAAUGUAACAAUCUCAGUGUACCAGCCCUUACUCUGCACAAAACUCAGAGCAAUGCAGCGCUUAUACUGCCCCCUAGAGGACAUGUGCAAUCUAUGCAAGAGCUGUUUAUUCAGUCAGUAACAGUA